AUGCUCGCCAUAUUCCCCGCACCACUGGAUCGUCGGUCUGGAUGGUCGUUUGCUGAACCGCCAAAGCUCCCUAACAGUGAGUUGAUAGCUACUCAAUCAUUAGUAUAUCUGUUAUAUCGAUCGAUUGACCAGAGUUGGGAUCAACAAACCCAUCUGAUUCCGGUGGCGUUCCUCUUCCGCGAGUUGCUGCUGCAGAGAGCUCCGGCGUCGAUCGUGCUUGAGGUGGCCAUACUUCUGAACGAGAUCCAUAUCGAUAGCUUUGAAGUAGUUCUUCACUUAAGAAAUGAUCUAAGAAUAGUUAGGUGA
This is a messenger RNA of Aspergillus niger, 306 nucleotides long. RefSeq lists its product as uncharacterized. The record is from RefSeq and is a predicted model, not a curated record. The transcript has a single exon. Bases 1 to 306 code for a protein of 101 amino acids. Lineage: Eukaryota; Fungi; Ascomycota; Eurotiomycetes; Eurotiales; Aspergillaceae.